CGAGAGAGAGAGCGAGAGAGAAAGGGAGAGCGAGAGAGAGAGAGAGGGGUGCACAAUCUUGCUCCACGAGCAUCAUCACUUCGGGAUAUCCACGCUCAUGUGGUCCUGAGCGAGAAAAGACACGGCCGAUUUCCACGGGAUGAUCACAUCGAUUACUGCCUCUAUUAUUGAUUUUUAUCGGGGGUGUUAUCGACAACGCUCAGUCUUUUAAACAUGGUUUCCUUCUUUGCCGCCUUCUGGAAGUGAUUGGCUGCAGGUGCGCCAGGCUCGCUUUGGCAAACAUGUCCUUUUGGGAGCGACGUUGAAGUGCACGACUUUGGGGAGUCCUCUCUGAAAAGAACUAAAAACAUUCAAAAUAAAUAAAUCUGUGUAGCCAAGGACACCCUCUUUAAUCACCGCCAUGGCUUUUUAAAGUGACUGCGCGGGGAUUUUUUUUUUUACCAUUUGGAAACUGUUGUGCAGGACUGGUUUGGGGAAAAAUGAAAGCAUCGAUUCCUUUUCUGAUCGUACUUCACGCAAUUGUGGUCCAUUGCCUGAAAGUGGUGUCAAAGAGAGGCUCGGUGGAAGGAUGCACAGAUUGGUCCGUGGACUAUCUGAAGUACAAGGUGCUCCUGGGCGAACCCGUUCGGAUUAAGUGUGCUUUAUUCUAUGGAUAUAUCCGGGCCAACUAUACGCAUGCUCAGAGCUCAGGACUCAGCCUGAUGUGGUACAAAAGUGCGGGACAUGGUGACUUUGAAGAGCCCAUCAGUUUUGAUGGCACACGUAUGAGCAAGGAGGAGGACGCCAUAUGGUUCCGGCCAGCUGAGAUGGAGGACGUGGGCUACUAUUCCUGCGUAUUAAGGAACUCCACCUACUGCAUGAAGGUCUCCAUGUCCCUCACCGUGGCAGAAAAUGACACAGACCUCUGCUACAACGCCAAGAUGAGGUUCUUUGAGAAGGCGGAGCUGAGCAAAAGCAAGGACAUCACCUGCGCUGGCAUCGAAGAUUACACCCAGUCAGGAGUGGAGCCUCAGAUCAAGUGGUACAAGGAGUGCAAGCCAAAGCAGUGGAGACAGACAAUCGAGAGGCGGAGCGACAUCCUCUCCAUCAAGGAAGUUCGGGAAGAUGACAUUGGGAAUUACACCUGCGAAUUACAGUUUGGAAACUUUGUGGUGCGGAGGACUACAGAGCUCUCGGUCACAGCUCCUCUGACAGACAAGCCACCCAAAAUCCUCUCCCCGUCCGAGAGCCAGACGAGCAUCAUCGAGAUGGCACCAGGGAGCCCGGCCAACCUGACGUGCAGAGCCUUCUUUGGCUACAGCGGCGACGUCAGCCCGCUCAUCUACUGGAUGAAGGGGGAAAAGUUCAUCGAGGAUCUGGACGAGGAGCGGGUCCAGGAGAGCGACAUUAAGACAAUCCGUGAGCACUUGGGGGAGCAAGAGGUCUCCAUCUCGCUCACCGUUGAUUCCCUGGAGGAGAGCGACCUGGGCAACUACACCUGCUACGUGGAGAACGGCAACGGUCGGCGACAUGCCAAUAUCCAACUCGUCAAGAAAGCGGAGCUGAUGUACACAGUGGAACUGGCGGGUGGUCUUGGUGCCAUCCUCAUGCUGCUCAUCUGCCUGGUGACGCUCUACAAGUGCUACAGGAUCCAGUUCAUGCUCUUCUACAGGAACCACUUCGGCAGCGAGGACUUAGACGGAGAUAACAAAGACUACGACGCCUACCUUUCCUACACAAAAGUGGACCCCGACCAGUGGAGUCAGGAGACCCGCGAGGAGGAACGCUUUGCUCUGGAGAUCCUGCCUGACGUGCUGGAGAAGCAUUAUGGGUAUAAACUCUUCAUUCCAGACAGGGACUUGAUCCCCACAGGAAGUUUCACCAGUGAUCAUUUCCAGGAUGACACCAGACUACUUAGAGCUUACAUCGAGGAUGUUGCACGCUGCGUGGACCAGAGCAAGCGCCUCAUCAUUGUGCUGACGCCCAGCUACGUGGUGCGGAGGGGGUGGAGCAUCUUUGAGCUGGAGACGCGUCUGCGCAACAUGCUGGUGACGGGGGAGAUCAAGGUCAUCCUCAUCGAGUGUGCCGAGUUGCGCGGCAUCAUGAACUACCAGGAAGUGGAGGCCCUCAAACACACCAUCAAAAUGCUGACGGUCAUCAAGUGGCGCGGGCCGGCCAGCAACAAGCUGGACUCCAAGUUCUGGAAGCAGCUGCUGUACGAGAUGCCGUUCAAGCGCACCGAGCCCCUGAGCAUCUCCCACGAGCAAGCGCUGGAUGUCAGCGAGCAGGGCCCCUUUGGCGAGCUCCAGGCGGUGUCGGCCAUCUCCAUGGCGGCGGCCACCUCCACCGCCAUGGCGACGGCACACCCGGACUUGCGCUCCACUAUCCACAACUCGUACCACACCCAGAUGAGGCAGAAACACUACUACCGCACUUACGACUACGAGCUGGCACCGGGGGGCACUAUGCCGCACCUGUCCUCCGGCAGAACCCAGCACACGUACUGCAACAUCCCCAUGACGCUCCUGAACGGACAGCGUCCGCAGUCCAAGUCCCCGCGGCAGCAGAGUUUGGAGGAAGGCCACGGCAACAACGCCAUGCUGCCGCUGUUGCCCCGGGAGACCAGCAUAUCUAGCGUCAUCUGGUGACCGAGCGCAGCUCUUGUCGUGUCUUAUCAAAGCGGAAAAAGGAAUAAGAAGCUGCUCCACGCCUGUAAAAAAAAAAAAAAAAAAAAAGAUGUAAACAUAAGCCAACGCCGGCGAACAUGGCUGGGAAAGUGCCGGAAUACAGGGUCCUGUACAUAGCCUUUGUAAUUCUUUGUAGCAUUUCUUUUUGUCGAUAUCGUUUGGGACUUGGGUUUCUGAAGCAGCGUGUUUGCGUGCCAGUGUGUGUGUGUGUGUGCAUCAAGGGAGGGGUCGGGUCUCCAGGAGCAACGUCUCCGCUGCUGCGCCCACUGAAAAGGACACAAACUCAGGAGUCACACACGCCCCGACGAGUGGGAGCGACACCCGAGAAACACGGUGCUAGGCUACCAUCGCUCUUUCUACGACGAUGACAUGGACUCGUUGCUUACCUUGACAUACGAUUCUAUCGCAGAAAAAAGCGGACGUAUAUUAUUUUAUGAAAAGAGUCUAUUUUUGUAACAGAGGGUUAUUCGCGGGUGAUGUUAGCAGCGGAAGUCUAGUGAUGAAAUCACGGUAUGUCUUACAUAGCCAGAUGGCCAAUACAGUAUUGAUGUGCAAAAGUCUGAGGACAUCUUAAGAUUUGUUACCAGGAAGUCACAACUGUUAGCAGUGGUGUUGUUAUUUAGCAGGGGUCCAUGGAGGACAGCAACUUCUGGGACUCAUACGGGAAAAAUUCAAUCCAAUGGAGUCUUCAAUAGACCAAAUCGGUUUGGAUAUCACUUUGAUACUUUCUGUAAAGCUGCAACGAUUUAACCUGACUCUCGCCAGACCCUUUAGUUCGCUGAGGUCCACACAAGGGUCUGGGCUCGAAGGCAUUGCAAACUCCUUCAAGAUAGCAAAAAAUAAUGAGCCAAUCAGGAUCGCCGGACGGGAUUUCAUAGAUGUGACGUAGGGCCGAAACGACUGUUUGAUUCAAACAACAAUGGUGGCACGCAGCGAGUUGUGUCAUUGUGUCGUGUUCUGAUAUUGAUUCUGCUAUUGCAACUGUUUUGUCGAAUCUAUCGAAUAUUAAUUCUUUAAAAGAUGAUCAGAGAACGGUUUUGAAGGCAUUCUUCGGACCGGGUUUGGAUUUCCCAGCGUCGCUCUCAUCAGCGUCACGGGUUAAUUUGGAUGUGAGUGGUUCAAGAUAACGGACAAGUGGUUUAUCCAAUCACAUGCAAUGAUUUUUUUUACAAGGUCCCGCCUUCUGAAAUACAUCUCCUAUUUAGAACUCCCAGAUCCUUGUGUAGAGCUCAGCGAACUACAUGGAUCUGGCGAGAGUCAGGUUAGCAACAAUUCAACUAUGAACAAUUUUUCAUUUAUAUUGCCGUAUUUUUUGGACUAUAGAGCGCUGUGGGGUAUAAGCCACACCCACUACAUAUUAGGGGGAAAAUAAUAUUUUUCCAUGUAUUAGCCGCACCGGACUACAAGCCACAGAUAUAUACGUCGUGAAAUGAGUUAAUUACACAGAAACAUUUUUCGAAAUGUUUAUUUAUUUACAUACCUUAAUUGUUUCCAAACAGUGUCUGUAACACAGCAGUAAAACGGCUGAUAAAACAAAACAGAAGUCAUCGUCAUGGACCCAAUAGAUGCGGGAGCUAACUCUCUAAUCAGCUAAACAAACUCAAUAACUCCACGGUGAUAUUUUGGUCAAUUUACUGAGGAAUUGCAGUAAGUUAACCUUUAAUUGCAAAUUAAGUAUAUUAACACAGACACUUGUAAACAUUUUAGCAUAUUCGCUAAUGCUAACGACGCUGGCUUGAUUGCAUUAUAAUAGCACAUACAUGCACGAAAACGUUCCUACAGGCCUCACACAUGGGACGAUUUAGUAAUCAUGAAUUGUUUUAGUUAUAUAGUAAAACGUUCAAACGUUGCUUGGCGUGAUAAAUGAAGAAUCCUUUGGAGCAGAAACGCUUUGGACGGUUGUACCUCCGGUUCAAAGGACAAAAAAGGAAAACAUAUUUUCAUCCCGCAGCACUUGCAGUGAAUACAUUCCUCCAGAAGAUGGCGCCAUAGCAUAAGCCAUAAGACACUUUUGCAGUGUGAAUACAAAACCCAAAACCAGUGAAGUUGGCACGUUGUGUAAAUGGUAAAUAAAAACAGAAUACAAUGAUUUGCAAAUC
Messenger RNA from Entelurus aequoreus (snake pipefish), 4765 nucleotides. Its product is annotated as interleukin-1 receptor accessory protein-like 1. The transcript has 12 exons. Gene Ontology annotation, molecular function: interleukin-1 receptor activity. The coding region runs from base 480 to 2627 and encodes 715 amino acids. The record is from RefSeq and is a predicted model, not a curated record. NCBI's taxonomy places the organism in Eukaryota, Metazoa, Chordata, Actinopteri, Syngnathiformes, Syngnathidae. Gene Ontology annotation, biological process: signal transduction; negative regulation of exocytosis.